UCUUUCUUAAAAUUACCUCGAAAUGAAAUCCCAAAAAGCCGCAGGAGGAGUGUCCAAGUGAUGGAGUCUAACACAUGAAAAUAGCAUUAAAAAUAAUGAAGAGUGGAAAGAUAAUUUCUUUUGUUUUAGAAAAUAACAAGCUAUUUAAUGAUGACAGCCCUGAUGGAAGCUACUUCACUGCUAAGUCAAACAACUGCCAUGUCUCUUCAAGUACAGACCUUAUGAACAGAGCCAAAGGAAUAAAAUCUUUCCUUUCACUAAUGGACAAAUGAAGAUCCACUCAAAAGAACAGAAGGAAUGGAAUUCAAAUAACUAUCCCUAAGGAAGAAAAACUUAUGGCUCUCCUCAAGAAAGGUAAAUCGAGUAAGAAAAAGAGAGAUAUUACCAAACCAAUCAAAUUUAGCGUCCUUGACUCUCAGACUCCACUGGAACAAACAAAUACAAAAGAUAGCAUUUCCAAGCCAAGAUUAACUUAUGAGCAAAUGAAUAUAAUUCAAGCAGCUACUAAGAACAACUUCACUUACCUCAGGAGAGUUCGGGAUAAAAGAGAUAGAAGAGACUUUAAUGUUCAUGAUAAAUAAAGGCAAUUGAGCACUCUACUAUGCUAUCAAGGAAGACUGAUAUGAAGCUGCAGAAUAUCUUAUCAACAAGAUUGGAGUAAAUGUUAACUCUAUAAAUGAAAAUGGAAACACUUGUCUCCAUCAAGCGAUGAUGAGAGACAACAUUGACAUGAUAAUGCUUCUCCUCAGGAACGGGGCAAACCCUGAGAUUUUUAAUAAAUUCAAUGAGACUCCAAUAUUCUAUGCUUCUAACAGAAUCUUGUCCAGAUUCAGACUCAGAAAUAAGAAAGCGUGCUUAUUGAAGAAUUUUGAGGAAUUCCAGAGCAAAGAGAAAUUCAUGGAAAAUAGAAGAAUCCGCAUUAAUCUCCACCCAAAAAGAAAUGAUAAGCAGAAAUAGACUCCAUCUUCAGCAAAUGGAGAGGCAAAGAAGCGAGGAGUUAAGAGAUUUUCAUAAUUACCAAGAUAAAAAGAGUUCAUGAGAGAAGCUUAAAGACGUUCAAAGUUCCUUCCAGAUCAGUGCAGCUGAUAUUCGAGGAAUUAACUUAAAAUUUACACCCAAAAACAACAAAAGACAGAGUUGAAAGAAAAACAGAAGAACAAAAGGCAAGAAAAAGCUCGGGAAAAACUCAUUCUCAAAACUUUCAGCUUCAAAAUCAGCGAGAAGAGUUCGAGAAUGAAUGAUAAAAUCUAACAAUGGAGGAGCCCAAUCAGCUUUACAAAAUAAGAGGUAUCUAAACAAAGACAGUUCGCCUCUUUACCCUCAUAAUAUCUAUUUUGAUUUAUAA
This is a messenger RNA of Moneuplotes crassus, 1345 nucleotides long. The record is from the annotation of a GenBank genome assembly. Lineage: Eukaryota; Ciliophora; Spirotrichea; Euplotida; Euplotidae.